AAAUCUAAAUCUUCGCUAUCCAAUCCCCAUCCCCAUCAUCAUGCUGGACCUGUACAGGCGCACAGUGACUCGCUUUCCUUUGGGCAAUGUCAGUUACAUGUUCGCCUAUGGCUCGGGAGUCAAACAGCAGGUUGGCUACGAAAAGUUGGACCAGAAGCCGGAUCCGAAUUCUGUUAUUGAUUUAAUAUUCUGUGUGCGCGAUACACUUGGAUUCCAUGCGGAGAAUAUACAUCGGCAUUCCAGUCAUUAUUCGGCAUUGCGAUAUUUCGGUGCUAACUUCGUGGCUCAGUAUCAGGAGCGUCUGGGAGCGCGCGUUUAUUUUAACACUUUGGUGCCGCUGCAGGAUCUGGGACUGACGAUUAAAUAUGGUGUUGUGCACGAGGAUCAUUUGGUGGACGACCUGAUAAAUUGGCAGCAUCUGUACCUGGCUGGACGCUUGCAAAAGCCCGUUACUGAUCUGGUUAAUCUAUCCGAUAAUCCACGACUCCAAUCUGCUCUGGAACAGAAUCUUGUGUCGGCUUGCAAAGCAGCUCUUCUCCUCUUACCUGAGAAAUUCACGGCCUACCAACUAUUCCAUUCAAUUGCCGGUCUUAGCUACAAGGGCGACUUUCGCAUGAUCUUUGGCGAGAACAAGCAGAAGGUGCACAAUAUCGUCCAGCCGCAAUUGUCCGAGUUCUUUGCUCUCUAUCAGCCCGCCAUGAAGAAGCUCUCCCAGUUUUUGGCCGUCAAUAUGCAUGGUCAGGAGCCGGGCUCUCUCAAGCCGGCCAUCAUCUUCGAACAGGACAAAUCACGUGACGCAACCAGUUAUCACCUGAGACAUUUGCCAAAGGAGCUCUGUCGACGCCUGCAGAAGAAUGCCGCCUGCAGCGGUGACUAUGAGGAUGUGGUGGAUCAUCUGUCCGUGUCGCCGCUGUUGCCCAAAGUAGUCCAGGUAUCUGUAAACGACAUUGUCUGGCGCAGCAGCGUGACACAGUCGCUUAAGAACAUUGCCACUGCGGGCAUCUUCAAGUCCCUCCAGUAUAGCUAUCGCAAGGCCAAGAAGACCUUUGUCGUUUAGGCCUGCAACAGUAACCAAUAAUCAGCCAAUAGUUAACCAAUAAUCCCUGCCACAUAAUGACUAAGUUGCGCUUGUUGUGCAUUCAUUUUGUUAAUUAAUUUUAAGACCCAAAGUUUCUGACGUCAAUAGAGAAUUCGUAGUUAAAUGCAAAAC
This is a messenger RNA of Drosophila innubila, 1210 nucleotides long. Its product is annotated as phosphatidate cytidylyltransferase, mitochondrial. Gene Ontology annotation, biological process: cardiolipin biosynthetic process; CDP-diacylglycerol biosynthetic process. Lineage: Eukaryota; Metazoa; Arthropoda; Insecta; Diptera; Drosophilidae. The record is from RefSeq and is a predicted model, not a curated record. Bases 41 to 1057 code for a protein of 338 amino acids. The transcript has a single exon. Gene Ontology annotation, cellular component: mitochondrion. Gene Ontology annotation, molecular function: phosphatidate cytidylyltransferase activity.